AUGCACGAGGGCAAGCAAGGGAUUGAUAUCGCCACAUUUAGGCAGGACGAGGCCCGCAGCGUUGCAGUGUUGGGUGAGGCUGUCGAGGGCCAUUGCUCUUUCGUCGCGUUCGGGGCUGUCGGUCGCACAUCUUCCACUUUGCCCUACCAACACAUCCAGUCUCUUCAUCAGAUGUGCAGCAUUCAGGUUGAGAGCUGGGUGACGGAGAUGGCUACCGAGGAGGUCUCGUCCCUGGAACCCAAAGGGGAAAGUAAGGGGGAUGUCAUGCGAAUACCCUAUAUGGGCGCAUUGAGACAAUGGAGAAAGGUUUCCCUUCCCAAGGACUUAAGAGCAAAGAAGAUACGGCUAGCCUUCAAAGCUAUCGUUAUUCUGAUAAGUUUAGUCCUCGCUCUUAAGCAGGUAAUCUACCUCAUCGAGGAGUACGCGUCUUUCCCUACCAUUACGUUGAUCGACACCGAAACUUUUCAAGAAGUGCCUGCUCCGGCGUUCACCAUCUGCCCAAAACCGUCCCUGAAAGCCUCCAUCCAGGGAAAUGUUGACGACCGAUUCAGUGCUCUCAAGAGUGCCUCCGUUUCCUUGACCGAGGUCAUCUCCCAUGCCCCAUACGAUGGGCUCAACUUCUCAAAAGUUCCGCCCGUCAAUGGAGAAACCAUCUUCCACCUUGCAAACAGUAACGGGAGCUGGAGCGAGCGGACAUUCUGGGAAGUUCGCGACGAGCGAAAAUCUCCAGAUAUAUUCAAGUGCUUCACGCUCGCCUUAAAAGAAAAAAUGCCUACUGCGACAAACAAUUGCGGCAGAAAUUCCAGGUAUUUUCUCUUCAAUUUCACAUCGAUCUUGAACUCCAAGCGCGAAAAGAUUCCCUCGCAGAUCGACGUUUACAUUCACGAUCGCACUGAGGAAUUCAGCAAUUUUGGCCUGUUAACGAUUGAGCACGCAUUCCUAUUCAGCAACACAACUGCCAACAUCUUCAUUCGUUCCGACAUCAUCAGGAAACUAAACAAGUGGACAAAGCCCUGCACCAUGGAUGAGAACCACAGCUACGUCAGGUCCCGUACAGACCUGCCCUGUUUCGACCCCAUCCUCCUCACCAAGGAGGUCAACCAUACAUACAAGCGAGAAUGUCGAGAUCGCAUUAGCAGCAGCGUCCUGCUCGAGAAACUGGAGAGCGUCAGGAAGGACUUCAUGGAAUCCGAGUCCAAGAUGCGAACCAAGUGCAGCUGUAUGAAGAGGUGCCACAGACCCAACUAUUACAUCUUCGCCGAUCCUAACCCAAACUGUUUCGAGGGCUCAAGGUCAUCUCGCGAUGCCGGGUCUGCUACUCUCUUCUUCAGUUUUCCCUCGUCUCGGGUGCCUACCUUCAGGGAAAUGCAAAAGGUGAACAUCGUCGACCUCCUAUCCAACAUCGGAGGAAUCGUCGGAGUCUGUCUCGGAGUUUCCAUCGUCACCAUCUUCGACUUGAUCGACGCGGUUUGCUCACGCAUCCGCUGCAAAUUGCUCUCUCGCAGAAAUGCGGUCAUUCAAGACUCCAAACACUAA
Darwinula stevensoni is the source of this 1536-nucleotide messenger RNA. The record is from the annotation of a GenBank genome assembly. Lineage: Eukaryota; Metazoa; Arthropoda; Ostracoda; Podocopida; Darwinulidae.